UAGUUUUAAUUUUAAUUUAAAAACCGAUAAAAAAUAUUUAAUUUUAAAAUUGAAUAAGUUUUUAUAUCCCAUAUUUUAUUUUUUCUAAUCCAAAUCUCGGUGCUCUGUAAAAAAAAAAAAAUCAUUCGCAAAGUUCAGAGAAAUGGAGGAAGAGAGAGCUGAACACUGAUAAAAAGGCUCAAAGGAUCCCAGAUUCAAAGAUAAAGUAAAUCUUAAAGGAACAAAUUAACAAAGAAAAUAAAACUUUUUUUUUCUUUUACUUAAUUCACUUUGAAAGAAUCGAGAUUCUCUUUAACUGAUUCAGGUUCUUCUUAAAAAAUUGUUUCUUUGCCCCUUCUUUUUUCUUGUUUGUAUUACUUAGCUUUGAAUGAUUAGAGGAAUUGUCUCGAGAUUACAGAGAAGUUGAAGUCUUUACGAAGAUAAGCUUUCACUGACUAGAAGGGGAGAAAGUGAGUUGACUCGAUGGAGAACUCGCUGCUGCUAAAGUGGAAAUUACUAGGAUGAAGCGUGUUUGUGAAGCUGAGCAUACACAUUGAAACCAUAGAAAAAGUUUGGUAAACUUUAGACCCUCAAUCGGUUUGUUAGUGUUGGAGGAGACCCGUCGAAGUAUUGGGAUGGGGUGUGGGUGUUCAAACCUAUCUGCAUGUUGUUGGAGUUUGGAUCAGAAUGGAUCAAUUCCUGAAGCUGAUAAUGUUGAAAAUGAAGACAAGGGUGAAGUUGAUGAUUUGCCUGCAUUCCGUGAAUACUCAAUUGAAACACUCCAGAUGGCUACAUCUGGAUUUGCCAUGGAGAAUAUAGUUUCAGAACAUGGUGAGAAGGCUCCUAAUGUAGUUUACAAGGGCAAGUUGGAAAAUCAAAGGCGUAUUGCUGUUAAACGUUUUAAUAGGUCUGCAUGGCCUGAUGCCCGACAAUUCUUGGAAGAAGCAAAAGCUGUUGGUCAGCUCCGAAAUCACAGGUUGGCAAACUUACUUGGUUGUUGCUGUGAAGGUGAUGAGAGGUUACUUGUUGCAGAAUUUAUGCCCAAUGAGACAUUAGCAAAGCAUCUAUUCCAUUGGGAAGCACAACCAAUGAAGUGGGUAAUGCGACUAAGGGUUGCUUUGCAUCUUGCAGAAGCUCUAGAAUACUGCACCAGCAAGGGACGUGCCUUGUAUCAUGAUCUAAAUGCUUAUAGAAUAGUUUUUGAUGAUGAGGGGAAUCCUAGACUUUCAUGCUUUGGUCUGAUGAAGAACAGUAGAGAUGGGAAAAGUUACAGCACAAACCUGGCAUUUACUCCUCCUGAGUAUUUGAGGACAGGAAGAGUAACACCAGAAAGUGUAAUGUAUAGUUUUGGAACCCUUCUGCUUGAUCUUCUGAGUGGAAAACAUAUUCCUCCAAGUCAUGCACUGGACCUUAUCCGUGACAGGAACAUUCAGAUGCUCACAGAUUCUUGUUUGGAAGGGCAAUUUUCAAAUGAUGAUGGGACUGAGUUAGUGCGUCUAGCGUCACGAUGUUUACAAUAUGAGCCCCGUGAGCGUCCAAAUCCAAAGUCUUUGGUUGCUGCAUUAAUUCCUCUUCAGAGGGACACUGAGGUUCCUUCUCAUGAAUUAAUGGGCAUACUUCAUGGAGCUGAUGCUGUUCCUUUGUCACCACUUGGGGAAGCCUGCUUAAGAAUGGAUUUGACUGCCAUUCAUGAUGUCCUAGAAAAGCUUGGAUAUAAAGAUGAUGAGGGAGCUGCCACUGAGCUUUCCUUCCAGAUGUGGACAAACCAGAUGCAGGAAACACUGACAUCAAAGAAAAAGGGUGAUGUUGCUUUUAGGCAUAAGGAUUUUAGAGCUGCUCUUGAAUGCUAUACCCAGUUCAUUGAUGUUGGAACUGUGGUUUCCCCAACGGUUUAUGCUCGGCGUAGUUUGUCUUACCUCAUGAGCAACAUGCCCCAAGAAGCCCUCAAUGAUGCAGUGCAAGCACAAGUAAUAUCUCCUAUUUGGCAUAUUGCAUCCUACUUGCAAGCUUCUGCUUUACUUGCUCUAGGAAAGGAGGAUGAGGCACAAGCUGCUCUUAGGGAGGCUACUGAGCUCGAAAAUAAAAAGAAUGCAACUUCUUGACAGUGAUCUAAGCUAAAAUAAGUCACUCUCCAAUCAACCCAGAUGACCCAUCCAUUGGCAAAAAAAAAAAAAGCCUUUCGCUCUCAGUUUUCGGGUAAGAUAAAGAACAGCUUUUAAACUUCAAAAGAAACCUCAAACAUAAAGAGCACAUAUAAUGUUGCUCCUCGACUGCAUGAUUGGUUUGGUUCAUGGUCAGAUCAAAACACUCUGUUACAUGACACUGGAAGUGGGUUGGAUUUUGUCAGUUUGACAGGUAUUGGGACAAAUCCAGUAUAUCUACUGUUGUUUUCGCUCUUACCGAUAUAUCUCAACACAAUGAUGAUCCUGAGGGGGAAUAAUUAGGGAACAGAAUAUAUAUAUUUGUAGAGAAGGGUUUAGUUGUUUAAAGUUGCAUUUUUUAAAGGGUGAAUAGGAAGAUUUCAUGCUUGUAAUUUAUGUAUAGUUCUUCUGAUUCUGGCUGCUCACUUGAGAUGAAAUUGGCUGCUCUUUUUUGGUAUGUUGUUGUUAGCUUAUUGUUUGUAUUACAUUACAUGGAAGAGGAAGGAAUUUUUGUGUCACUACCAACAA
Gossypium raimondii (Peruvian cotton) is the source of this 2648-nucleotide messenger RNA. Its product is annotated as serine/threonine-protein kinase BSK7. Gene Ontology annotation, molecular function: protein binding; protein kinase activity; ATP binding. The transcript has 11 exons. Bases 615 to 2081 code for a protein of 488 amino acids. NCBI's taxonomy places the organism in Eukaryota, Viridiplantae, Streptophyta, Magnoliopsida, Malvales, Malvaceae. Gene Ontology annotation, biological process: protein phosphorylation; brassinosteroid mediated signaling pathway. The record is from RefSeq and is a predicted model, not a curated record.